AUGAGCUCAGCCUCCAAGAACGUCCGCUCUCCCAAUUCAAAAUACAAAAAUGCUAGCUCGCUGCCUGACAAGUACGAAUAUCCAAUCCGGUCUAUAUUGCAAACGCUGACGUCUUCUAGGGUUUGGUGCAAGGGGUGUUCUCAAUUCCGUCCCCUCGACAACUUCGCCAACAACCGCCAGAAUGAUGCCAAUUUCUGGCUGAGAAAAGGCGUAAAACUGGGUGACAAGAGAAUACUUGACAAAAUGAUUUGCAGCAACUGCAUUCCUACACCUCCCGAGGAGCUCACAUGUACUGGAUGCAACAGGACUCGCAGUCUUGACAAGUUCUCCGCCACUCAGAGGCGUGACCUUGAUACUGCCAGGUGCCGCAAGUGUAUCAGCGAGAUCGAAAAUGUCAGACCUGGACAGCAGGACCCACGUGAGGCUGAUGACUCUGAUGAGGACUACAAGACUGUCAGUAUAUCCCAGACGGCUUGUAGAACAUGGCUUAUGGUUAGCGCAGNNAGCAUCACAGGCGAUUUCACUUCACGUUCAUCAACCAGCGGAGGUGUCCCAUUGGCUCCCAGCGACGGCUUUGUGCCCAUGCCAUCGAUUACUACCAACUCUCGUGUGUCAACCAACACCACUACCUCUACUUCAUCCAGCUCCGGCUUCUCGAGCUCGAUUACUGCCAGUACCGUCAGAGCUCCACCUUCUCAAGUCGGCAGUGACGGAUUCGCCGUUGUGAAAUCUGUAAGUCUACCACCAUCUGGGUGUUUUUCGGCGAUUACUGGCCAUCAUCAGGGCCAUCGUGAGUUUCCAGUUCCUCAGUACGACGAAGAUGAGGAUGUCGUCUACAGUGAUGAGGAAGACUGGAAUAUGUAA
Aureobasidium musti is the source of this 864-nucleotide messenger RNA. Lineage: Eukaryota; Fungi; Ascomycota; Dothideomycetes; Dothideales; Saccotheciaceae. The record is from the annotation of a GenBank genome assembly.